This is a messenger RNA of Uranotaenia lowii, 3967 nucleotides long. RefSeq names its product fork head domain-containing protein crocodile (gene croc). Gene Ontology annotation, molecular function: RNA polymerase II cis-regulatory region sequence-specific DNA binding; DNA-binding transcription factor activity, RNA polymerase II-specific. Lineage: Eukaryota; Metazoa; Arthropoda; Insecta; Diptera; Culicidae. The coding region runs from base 1465 to 2700 and encodes 411 amino acids. Gene Ontology annotation, biological process: anatomical structure morphogenesis; cell differentiation; regulation of transcription by RNA polymerase II. The record is from RefSeq and is a predicted model, not a curated record. The transcript has a single exon.
CACAUGUGUUUUCGACUUACAUAUAACCGAGUGGAACGCGUGUGUGUGGUCAUCGUCCGAGGGGACGGCGGGCUGUGCCGGUUUCGGGGAAAAAAGUGGAAUAAUAAAAUAAUAUUAUUUCAGUGAUUAUAGCGAAAAUAAAUACUAUAACAAGUGGAGCUGCUGCCAACGAGGGGAAAGUUGAAUCGUCGGAAAAAAAAUUAAUGGUAGCCAUCGUCACAUGGUGGAAAUUUGCACCGGUUUUUCCACACUCACACAGAGCGCCGCCGGUGGCUUUAAUGAGUAGCAACAGCAGCAGGCGAUGAAACAUGGAUGACAAACGACAUUUAUUGCGGAAGUGAAUGGGAAGAGGCAGCAGCAGGCUAUCUUUCUUUCGUCGUUUCCUUUGUGCGCGUUGGCUCCAGAUUGGUAGGUUGGGCUAGAAGACGUCCCUCUCGAUUGCUACGGCGGACUCGUUUUUGUUGAAUGAAUGUGCCGAUUGGGACAGGUAGCGUCAGCAUUUCGUCUCUGUCUUCCAAGGCGAAGAAGAGGCGUUUGAAAAGAGUGAGCGAUGGAAGCGGAACAGAGUAAUAAAUGGUCGGUCCUGUACAACCCUCACUCAUGGAAAGCGCAUGAAUGAAAGAGUGUCUCUCUUUCGUUCGCUCGCACUGCGCUAGCCAGGACUGAAUGGAGGAGCAACAAAGAGGGAAGAUGUUUGAAUUGGAAAUCGUAACCAUGGUACACAGUUGAAUAGAGACCGUACACGUGCUUUCGGUGUAUUGGUGACCGUUUGAGCGAUCUGUUUUUACUGCUGCUGCUCGUUCCGUUGCUGCGCUUCGUUAAAUCAGUGUCUUGGCAGCAAGAAGUGAGGAAAAAUCAUCAUCAUCGGUCUCGCUAGCGUGCUAAUCGGGCGCAACUGUUUUUGUAUAUUUUUGGACGUCCAAGUGUGUUGAUAUGUUAUUUUAUCGCUGGAAACCGUCGCUGCAAUAGCAAAUUUAGCUCUCGACGAAACCAGCUCUGUCUGCGGUGUCUGGGUUUGGAACACAGGAAAUUUUGGGGUCCCCAGAACGUUAGAGCCAUCCUGUGCCGUGAGUGUGCCAACAGUGUCAGUUCGUUGGCUUCGGUCCCUGGCGGUGGUACAUGUGUGUUUUUUGUUGUUUAUGAUAAUAAAGUAAAAUUUUGAUUGAAAACAAUGUCGGUGUGAUAUUUACCUUCGACCGUCUCGCCUUUUUCGUAAUGUGCUGGGGUUUUUAUUAUUAUUGAAAGCAAGACGAUUAGUGACAGUGAGCGGCAAGUGGGCCAAAGCGCUGAGGAAAAAACAGUUUAGCGGAAAAAAUAUUUGCGUACCAAUUUGUUGUGGAAGAAAAUAUUGUUCGGGAUAACAAAUUUAGCUGUUUCCCUAGAAAACAAUCAGUGAGAGUGCUUUAAACGCUACUUGUUUUUUCUGUAAAGUGAGAAGCUCUUGGGCUAAGAAGUGAUUUGAAAAUGCAUACUCUGUUCACGGAUCAGAACAGCUUUCCGCGCCACUAUGGCCACGCUCAGCCGGGAUAUCCGACGAAUACGGCGACGAUGGCAUCUGCCCAUCAUUAUACCUACGAUCAAUACUCGCGAUAUACUUAUGCUGGAUCGGCCUACGCUUUAACGUCUCCGCACCAGAAUAAGGAAAUGGUGAAACCACCCUAUUCGUACAUAGCGCUGAUUGCGAUGGCCAUCCAGCAAUCACCGGAUAAGAAAGUGACCCUAAACGGAAUCUAUCAAUGGAUUAUGGAACGUUUUCCCUACUAUCGAGAUAACAAACAGGGCUGGCAGAAUUCGAUCCGGCACAAUCUCAGUCUAAACGAGUGUUUCGUCAAAGUGCCACGUGACGAUAAAAAACCCGGAAAAGGUAGCUACUGGACACUGGACCCAGACUCUUACAACAUGUUUGACAACGGGUCGUUCCUUCGGCGUAGGCGUCGCUUCAAGAAAAAAGACGCCAUGAAGGAAAAGGAAGAAUUGAUCAAGCGACAAACCAUGAUGUUGGAAGAUAAGAUGGCAGAUAUCAAACCGAUCAAAAUAAUGGGAGCCACCCAUCUGGAUAACAAACAUCUCAGCCAUCAGUUCAAGCGGGAACCCGGGCUGGACCUGGCUACCCAAUGUAUGAUGAAAGAUACCCUUGGCCCUAGCAUUCUGAACUCCUGCCACGAUACUCUCGCCUCCCAGAUGAAUCACCUAACAGCCACCGAUCAUGGAUUUUCCGUAGACUCCCUAAUGAACGUCUACAACCCUAGGCUACACCAUACAUCAUAUCCCUAUCACUUCAACGAAGACAACCUGGUGACCACGUCUAGUCAACUGCGGCAUCACCACAGCUCCGUUCAUCAUCCUCCACCGCCACCUCACGGAGGUUGGUACACCCCGGAAACUCCACCGGAAUCGAUCGGGAACACUUCCGGAGGCAGCACCUCGACGCCCAGCAUCCCAACGACGACGCCCACCUCGGUCGGUUUUCGGGACAUGGUAUUCGAUCACAGUCAAACCAACUGCCAAAUGGAUACGGGGAGUCCCAGCAACAGCAUCACCUCCGCCAGCCCUCCGGUCAUUCCUGGCACGACGUCCAGCUCCAUAGCCCCGGCGGCUGUCUCCUCUGGACACCUAGCGACCGGCAAUCUGAGCCACCUGGGCCACUAUCGGUCCCACAUGGGCUACUAUCAGGACUGCGGCAUCAAAUACGGCGUGUAAAGGUAUCGUAUCCGAUCGUCAGUUUUUCGAAUCUCUCGUGUGAGGUGCUCUAUAGAAUUGAACCUCUCCUCAGAGAUUCGACUUGUACAGUUUUCGCGAAUAAGUUUAGCAUCCAAUCAUCAACGACUGAAUCGAGAGUUUAAUUUAUUUGCAAUUUACGUCCAAUCUAGUAGAAUAAGAAAUCACACACACUACAUAUAUCUUCGUAUGUCAUUCCCGAACAUUGCACAGCGACAGCGAAAUUCUCUCUCCAAUCAAUUGUCUUAGCUAAACGCAAAUCAACUGUCAUAUCUAAAAGAUUUUGUUUCUGUAAAAACAACCAAUCAACGAAGCAUUACACUGUUAAAUUGAAACUGAUGUAUUUUUUUUAAAAUAAAUGUUCAAUCACCUUGAGUCGAGCCAGUCAAGGUUCAAAGAUUACCGUUUUUAAAAAAAGGUACGUGUUCCGUAGCAAUUCAAACCAUCUCUUAACUAGAAGAAUAAGCGCGAUCGUUCCACCACCAUUUGUACAUAGCAUAGCGAGUAGUUGUCCGUUUUUAAGGUGAAAUUAAAAGAAAAAAGAAUCAAAAUAAAAAUCUAAACAGCCGUUAGAAUUUGUUCCACACCAACCGCUUUCCGUUGAACGAUGUUAGUAAAUACCGCUGAAGUUGAGUGAUUGCGAAUUACCGAAACUUCAUAAUAAACUGUAUCUCAAAACAAACCUAGAAAAAUCGCUUGAAACAGGAACAGAAGAUUUGAACACAAAACACAAAAGCAAUGUGAUGUUCCGGCAAUGAAACUGUGAGAUUAUUUUAUGUUUUUAGCAUACAAAAAAAAAGAUUUUAAAAAAUACCCUGGAAAAUGGCUGCGCGAGUGUGAGUUGUACGAAACCACGAAUCAAAAUUGUGAGGACCCCUUUAUUAUUUCGUUAUUUUCUCUGUUCGAUAAGUGUAAAAUCAUAUUAAAUUUUCUGUACCCAGUCGCGGUUGAAAGCGAUUUUCCGCUCGCAGUUUUUCACCCUUCAACUCAAAUUCAACAAACGAGAGCUUAAACACAGGGGAAAAAUUCAACGAGAAAAUGAAAAACUUAAGGAUGGGUUCGUUAGGAUAGCGAACCCCUGAAUCUGAAUGUGCAAAACAAACGAACGGAUGCGGUUUUUUUCCGGUGUAACUGAAAAAAAGUCUAUGGAUUCCUAUCUCUCUGUAUGUGCAAGAAUGUUUAACACUGUAAAAGCUAGUAUUAAAGGAAAUAGAAUCAAAUUAAUUAUAUUAAACGAGAUGAUGAAAGA